This is a messenger RNA of Verruconis gallopava, 237 nucleotides long. RefSeq lists its product as uncharacterized. NCBI's taxonomy places the organism in Eukaryota, Fungi, Ascomycota, Dothideomycetes, Venturiales, Sympoventuriaceae. The record is from RefSeq and is a predicted model, not a curated record. The transcript is spliced from 3 exons. The coding region runs from base 1 to 237 and encodes 78 amino acids.
AUGUCUGACUACAAGCCUACCGAACACGACGGUCUCCGCAAGGACGGACAGCCGGACCAGCGGGUUGGCACCGGUCAAUUCGCCCAAGGCAAAGUUGACCCGCAUGAGGCAGGAAGGCAAGGCGGGCAUGCCAGCGGAGGUAGCUCCCACGAAAGCUCUGGUGGUAGCGAGUCUGGACAGUUUGCCCAUGGGAAGGUUGAUCCUCACGAGGCUGGCAAAAAGGGAGGCAUGAAGUAG